AUGACGUCAAAGAUCAAGCGAUUAGAUUUUGAGCUACAACAGGUUUUCGAUGAAUACACUAGCGGGACAAUAUGCCUCUGGCUCUGCUUGAUGUAUGCUGUUGUGGAAUGUUGGCCCAAAGUUCGUCUAAGUUCAAGACAGGAAGGGGCCAAAGGAAUUCUUGCUCUUACGAUGGUUUUUUAUAUAGACGAUUCCGUCAACGUGACUGAAGAGAAGGUAGAGAAAUACCUGCGGAGUGUCACUUGGCAGGCAACAGAUGACCUCGAACAUUAUUUUCUGCUCAAUGGGAUCGAUGUUAAGUACUGGAUAAGAAGAGUUGAGAAGGAGCCUAAUCUGAAGACUGCAUUGAACUUUGAUAAAAGAAAUCCUUUUGCUUACGUGGAUGGAGCAACUAGUGCACUAUUGGCAUAUUUUGAAAGAAAGAACAAUCCGGAUAUUAACGUCCUGCUAACAGGAAUUAAGUUGUACAAGGGUUAUGAUAUAGGAAACAGUUAUGGGUAUUCCGAGGACAAGACGCUGUGCCAAAGUUUCGUGCCCAUGUUGUUAGCAUACGCCCCCGACAGGCCUUACAGCGUAGGCAGAAUGUUGGCUGAACUGAUCCGAAACAGCGUGAACCCUGAUGAUGUGCCCUAUGUUCACAACAGACUAGCACGUGAUUUUAAACAAAAGAUGAAGAACUACCUAAGCACCUGUGGCAAAGAUCCGCAGCAUCCUGAAGGGGAGAAUCCUGUAACACCACCUGAUGUGGAGCCUACCGACAAUCCAGACCAUACAGAAACCCCACUACUGCCUGAUACGGUAACGCCACCAGUAGAACCUCCCGCCCCAUCACCACCUGCACCGGAACCACCUUCUGAAACACCAUCAGAACCAGGAGAGCAGCCCACUCCACCGCCAGAGCCAACUGCAACUACCGGAGUGCCAGAUUACUGCUAA
Ixodes scapularis (black-legged tick) is the source of this 936-nucleotide messenger RNA. RefSeq lists its product as uncharacterized. Lineage: Eukaryota; Metazoa; Arthropoda; Arachnida; Ixodida; Ixodidae. Bases 1 to 936 code for a protein of 311 amino acids. The record is from RefSeq and is a predicted model, not a curated record. The transcript is spliced from 10 exons.